GUAAGACGUACGGAGACCUCAAGUCAGUAUCGUUUAUUAAGCAGAGACGCAAGAUCAACAUACGGAGGAGAUAUACACUAUUUUAAAUACGCCGAGAAUAAUGAUUUAGACUUUUUUCAGAGAGACAAAGACCAAACAAUAAAAGAUAUUUUCAACGUUUCCUUCGAUCGCGUACCGCGUGUUCUUCUCGAAAUUAGGGUUUCUCCUUCUUCGAUUUUAUUUUGUAUGUCCCUAUCUGUUAAUCUGCCUUCAUUUUUACGGCUAUGUGGUAGAUUUAUAAGAUCAGAAGGGCUGAAUUUUGAUUUUUUGAGUAUGCCAACAUCAUGGGCUGAUUCAGUUGAGAAUGCGGCACCCGUUGGUGGUGUAGGGACAGCAUCCACCCAGUCCCGUGGAGGUCGAUCUGCAUAUGUUCCCCCACAUCUUAGAAAUAGGCUGUCCUCGUUAGACACACCAACAGCUCCCGUUUCCUAUGCCACUGCUGCUUUGGGUAAUGACUGCUUGGGAUACAGUGGUCUGUCUGCAGGGGGGAGUCAUUCCGGUGGUCCUAGAGGUGGUGGUGGCCGCAUUGGUGGUGGUUGGAACAAUAGAAGUGGUGGUUGGAAUAAUAGAAGUGGUAGGGAAAGGGAGGUGAAUCCUUUUGGAGAUGAUGAUGAUGAUACCGAACUGGCAUUUGGUGAUCAAGAGAACACAGGCAUCAAUUUUGAUGCUUAUGAGGAUAUCCCAGUGGAGACUAGUGGGGAAAAUGUUCCUCCUCCUGUGAAUACAUUUGCAGAUAUUGAUCUAGGUGAAGUACUGAACCAGAAUAUUAGGAGAUGCAAGUAUGUGAAGCCAACCCCUGUGCAGCGGCAUGCAAUACCAAUCUCAAUCGCUGGCCGAGAUCUGAUGGCUUGUGCUCAGACUGGUUCUGGGAAGACGGCUGCCUUUUGCUUUCCCAUAAUUAGUGGAAUCAUGAGGGGUAACCAUUUUGCUCAGAGACUGCCACGCAUGCCACGCAUGGCAUUUCCAAUGGCUCUCAUUCUUUCACCGACAAGGGAGCUUUCAUGCCAAAUUCAUGAUGAAGCUAAGAAAUUUGCAUAUCAAACUGGUGUCAGGGUGGUUGUUGCUUAUGGUGGUGCACCCAUUAAUCAACAGCUUCGAGAACUUGAGAGAGGCGUGGAUAUACUUGUGGCAACUCCUGGACGCUUGGUUGAUUUGUUGGAAAGAGCAAGAGUUUCAUUGCAAAUGAUUAGAUAUCUAGCCCUAGAUGAGGCAGAUAGAAUGUUGGACAUGGGUUUUGAACCUCAAAUAAGGAAAAUUGUGCAACAAAUGGACAUGCCUCCUCCUGGUAUGAGACAGACAAUGCUGUUUAGUGCCACUUUCCCGAAAGAGAUACAGACACUGGCUGCAGAUUUUCUAUCCGCUUACAUCUUUCUGGCUGUUGGAAGAGUUGGUUCUAGUACUGAUUUGAUUGUCCAAAGAGUUGAAUAUGUUCACGAGAGUGAUAAAAGAAGUCAUUUAAUGGACCUCCUCCAUGCACAGAAGGCAAAUGGUGUCCAUGGCAAGCAAGCUCUUACACUGGUUUUUGUGGAGACGAAGAAGGGAGCUGAUUCACUUGAACAUUGGCUUUGUAUCAACGGUUUCCCGGCCACUGCUAUUCACGGUGACAGAACGCAACAGGAGAGAGAACAAGCUUUGCGAUCAUUUAAAAGUGGCAUGACUCCAAUUUUGGUUGCAACAGACGUGGCAGCACGUGGUCUUGAUAUCCCUCAUGUUUCACAUGUUGUUAACUUUGAUCUUCCUAACGACAUUGACGAUUAUGUCCACCGUAUAGGACGCACUGGCCGUGCAGGUAAAACUGGGUUGGCAACUGCCUUUUUUAACGAGAAUAAUUCCUCCUUGGCAAGAUCAUUGUCCGACUUAAUGCAAGAAGCAAACCAAGAGGUGCCUGCAUGGCUGUCCCGAUUUGCAGCCAGGUCAACCUAUGGGAAAAAUCGACGUGGAGGAGGCCGAUUUGGUGCUCGUGAUUUCCGAAGGGAUUCAUCCUUCAGUCGAGGUGGUACUGACUACUACGGUGUGGGGAACAUGGGAAAUAACUAUGGUGCUUCUGGUGGUUAUGGCGGAGCUUCUGGUCCUGGUGUGACUAGUGCGUGGGACUAACAACCUACAGUUUGGCUAUUGCAAAAUGCAGUUUUAUCUUAGCAAACUUCUGUUCUUAGAGGGGAAUCUAUUGGCUUUUGUUUUUUCGAAUUCCACUUUUCAGCAUUGAAGUCCUUCGGUUGAACCCCCAUCCCCGAUUGAGGGUGGGUUGAUAUGGGGAAUAAGGAUUGAGAUGUUCGAUGUUGGCAAGCAAUGGAGAGAGAAUUACUAACCUGUUAGGAUUUGCAGUGUCUUCUUCUACUUCCUUUUUGUCUCUUUAAAUUCUUGAAGGAAUUUUUCUUUUUCUUUUUCCUCCCCCCCCCCCCCCCCCCCCGGUGAUGUUGGAAUCUGGAGUGGAAGGGUAGAGGGUUCAGUUAGUGCCAGCAUUCUACUUGUACAUCUCACAGGUUUAUUAUUUUCUUACUGUUGGUUGUAAAUACCUUCUGAAGAUCCCCAUCAGGGUAUUUCAAUGACUGAUUUUAACUUUUGAUUAUGUUGUAAUAUUCUACUUAGCACCAAGUUUCUCA
Molecule: messenger RNA, 2642 nt
Organism: Olea europaea var. sylvestris
Lineage: Eukaryota; Viridiplantae; Streptophyta; Magnoliopsida; Lamiales; Oleaceae
Product: DEAD-box ATP-dependent RNA helicase 37-like
Exons: 8
Coding region: 226-2136 (636 amino acids)
Cellular component (GO): nucleus
Molecular function (GO): ATP binding; RNA binding; RNA helicase activity
Source: RefSeq, a predicted model, not a curated record